UCUGUUCAUCGAUUUUCAGUAGAAAAUGUCCGAUUUUAUGACUACCGUUUUGGGGGAGGAAAACUCACAAAAAGAUAGGGUGGCAGCAACAGAGUUCAAGCGUCCAAGUUGUCAUAUCUUUUUUGAUAAGUUUAGAUUCUGCCGAUCAUCCUGGAACCAGUUCCACAGAUACUACAUCUAUGGGAGUAUGCAAGAUUGUGCGAUAUACUUUCAAGCCUUCAGAAGCUGUAUGUCGUACACAUUUACAAAGUCUCCAGAAGCAAAGGCAAUAAUGCAGGAAGCCUUGGAAAUGGAUGAAAUUAAAUUUACGUCAUCUUCAGUAUGGGAAAGAAGAGAGAAACCUAGUGAACAUUGGAAUCAUGAUAGAAGUUAAUCACUUCUUGGUUAAUGUGAUCAUUCAAAUUGGAACUUCUGAGAAGGAUCAACAAGUACAAGAUCUAGAGUCAAAUAAAGAGGGAAAAGUGUUUGCAGCAUAUUUUUUUAAUAGAAGCUCCUGGUUGCAGCAAGUCUACAUGCAUGGAGAAAGUUCACCCUUUGCCUCUUCCUUGAAGCCACUCUGUUCGAAGCAUCUAUCAGUCAGAGGCAAUUAUUCUUAGUUUUUAUUUUGGAUAUAAAGUGUAGUGUUUUACUAAGAUUUUCAGCCUUGAGAAAAGCCACAACUGCACAUGAAAAAUUACAAUUUUUUUGAACAAGUUUGACAUUGCUACUCAUUAAUUAAGUCUACGUUUCUUGUCAGUAAAGGCCUGUGGUGUUUUUGUUAUAAACAAAAUAAUAUACAUCUGUUUGUAGAUAUGGAGUCAUUUAGCAAGAAAUGGUUAAAUUAAGGACAAUCACAGACAAAAGAGGCGAAUAAUAUCAUAAUGAUAAUAAAACAUAUAAAUUAUCGAUUGAUCUGCUAGACAUCAUGAUAGUCAUUAUGAAUAUAUUUUUUUAAAUGUUAACCAAGUUCAACAACUUUUUCAACCUUUGUUAUAUUUUCUGUUUUUUUUUUUCCUUUGGACAAUACAUCACACUGAAACUUAUAGAAAGAGAUAAUGGCAAGGACCUGUUUUCUUAACUUCCCUCACAGUGACUCACUAGAUACAUUCUUGUAUUUUCUUCAAAUUGUAUUGUUAAGUUUAUUUCUUAAAUAUAUUUAUUGGAUUGUUAUCCAGCCUAAAAUAUGUGUUACAUGUGCUAAAAAAGUGAUCUUAUGUAAUAAAAAAGGAUUAGGACAAUGA
Stylophora pistillata is the source of this 1220-nucleotide messenger RNA. RefSeq lists its product as uncharacterized. The record is from RefSeq and is a predicted model, not a curated record. NCBI's taxonomy places the organism in Eukaryota, Metazoa, Cnidaria, Anthozoa, Scleractinia, Pocilloporidae.